Molecule: messenger RNA, 894 nt
Organism: Phytophthora sojae
Lineage: Eukaryota; Oomycota; Peronosporomycetes; Peronosporales; Peronosporaceae
Exons: 1
Coding region: 1-894 (297 amino acids)
Biological process (GO): transmembrane transport
Source: RefSeq, a predicted model, not a curated record
AUGACGGCGUCCGCUGCGCCGGCGGCCGUGCAGCUCGCGCCCAAGUGGGACGCCAAGCAGCUGAAGCAGAUGGCGGCGGGCGGGGGCGCGGGCAUCGUGGCCAAGACGGUGGUGGCGCCCUUCGAGCGCGUCAAGAUCGUGUGCCAGACGGGCGAGAGCGUGGGGAUGCUGGCCACCACGCGCAGCAUCGUGUCGUCCGAGGGCGUGCUGGGCUUCUGGCGCGGCAACAUGGCGGCCUGCGUGCGCGUGGUGCCGCACAAGGCCGUGCUCUUCGCCUUCUCCGACUUCUACAAGGACCUCUUCCGCUCCAUGGACGGCGAGGGCAAGAUGCCCGCGUGGGGGCCCUUCGUCUCGGGCUCGCUCUCGGGCUUCACGGCGUCCAUCGUCACGUACCCGCUGGACCUCAUCCGCACGCGCGUGUCCGGCCAGAUCGGAGUGAACCUGGUGUACAGCGGCAUCGCCCACACCUUCAUGCGCACGCUGCGCGAGGAGGGACCGCGCGCGCUGUUCCGCGGCAUUGGCCCCACGCUCUUUGGCGCGCUGCCGUACGAGGGCAUCAAGUUCGGGUCCUACGACCUGCUGACGUCCAUGCUGCCCGAGGACAUUGACCCCAAGGCUGACUUUGCUGGCAAGAUUGUGUGUGGUGGUGGCGCCGGCGUGCUGGCAACCAUCUUCACGUACCCGAACGACACAGUGCGCAGGCGGCUGCAGAUGCAGGGAGCGGGGGGAGUGACCAGGCAGUACAGGAACGCGUGGGACUGCUACGUCAAGCUGGCGAGGAACGAGGGCUGGACGGCCUACUACAGAGGCCUCACGCCCACGCUGGUGAGAGCCAUGCCCAACAUGGGCGUGCAGUUCGCCACCUACGACUUUCUCAAGAGCCUCAUUGACUAA